AUGGCAAUGCAAUUGGAUUUGUCCCAAGCGCAGUUCUUGAAGGAUGAGACUGGACGACCUUUUAUCGUCGUUAGAGAUCAAGGAUCCAAGAAGCGGACUCAUGGCACCGAUGCCGUGAAACAGCAUAUUGUCGCUGCGAGAACCGUCGCAAAUAUCGUCCGAACCUCUUUGGGCCCCCGAGGCCUCGACAAAAUCCUCAUCUCUCCAGAUGGGGACAUCCAGAUAUCCAACGACGGCCGAACCAUAAUGUCUGAAAUGGAACUCUCUAAUCCAAUUGCGAAACUCAUGGUUGAAUUGUCAAAGUCGCAGGACGAUGAGAUUGGCGACGGCACAACCGGUGUAGUUGUUCUCGCUGCUGCCCUCCUUGACCAAGCUGCAGAUCUGAUCGACAAGGGUAUUCACCCUAUCCGUAUCGCUGAUGGCUUUGACCAAGCCUGUGAGCUCUCUGUGGCUCAUCUGGACAAGAUCAGCGAUGAAAUCACUUUCAGCAGAGAAAAGCAGGAGAAUCUUCUAAAGGUCGCUAAAACCAGUUUGGGCAGCAAAAUCGUCAGCAAGGCCCAUGACCAGUUCGCCAAGAUUGCAGUGGAGGCUGUCAUGUCAGUUGCUGACCUCGAGCGCAAAGAUGUCGAUUUCGAACUCAUCAAAGUGGAUGGCAAGGCUGGCGGUUCCAUAGAAGAUUCCCUUCUGGUCAAGGGCGUCAUUGUUGACAAAGACUUCUCCCAUCCACAGAUGCCCACUGAAGUCAGAGAUGCCAAACUCGCCAUUCUGACAUGUGCCUUUGAACCUCCCAAACCCAAGACAAAGCACAAGCUUGACAUCUCUUCAGUCGAAGAGUUCAAGAAGCUACAGAACUACGAGAAGACUAAAUUCGUUGAGAUGAUUGAUUUGAUCAAAGCCACCGGCGCCAACCUUGUCAUCUGCCAAUGGGGUUUUGACGAUGAAGCCAAUCAUCUCCUACUCCAGAACAAACUUCCAGCGGUGCGAUGGGUCGGUGGGCCCGAAAUUGAAUUGAUUGCUAUUGCGACCAAUGGGAGAAUUGUACCUCGAUUUGAGGAUUUGAGCAAAGAGAAACUCGGCAAAGCUGGGCUUGUCAGAGAAAUGACUUUCGGUACCACACGUGAAAAGAUGCUCGUGAUCGAAGAAUGUGCAAACACAAGAGCUGUGACCGUCUUUGUCCGCGGCAGUAACAAAAUGAUCAUCGAUGAAGCCAAGAGGUCGUUACAUGAUGCACUUUGUGUCGUCCGGAAUUUAGUGAGGGACAAUCGAGUUGUGUACGGUGGUGGUGCCGCCGAGAUUGCAUGUUCACUAGCUGUCGAGGAUGCUGCUUCGAAAACCCCGGGCUUGGAGCAAUAUGCCAUGCGAGCCUUCGCAGAUGCCCUCGAUGCGAUUCCUAUGGCUCUCGCAGAGAACUCGGGUCUAAGUCCAAUCGAGACAUUGGCAGAUGUCAAGUCACGACAGCUGAAGGAGCAGAACUCUCGAUUAGGUGUGGAUUGUAUGGGAACAGGAAACAACGCUACAGAUAUGCGAGAAAGCUUUGUCAUUGACCCUCUGAUCGGAAAGAGACAACAGCUCCUCCUAGCCACUCAGUUAUGUCGGAUGGUUCUUAAGAUCAAUAAUGUGAUUGUUGCAGGAAAUGAUGAGAACGAGUUUUAG
This is a messenger RNA of Exophiala aquamarina CBS 119918, 1653 nucleotides long. Its product is annotated as T-complex protein 1 subunit epsilon. Gene Ontology annotation, cellular component: chaperonin-containing T-complex. Gene Ontology annotation, molecular function: ATP-dependent protein folding chaperone; ATP binding; ATP hydrolysis activity. Gene Ontology annotation, biological process: protein folding. The record is from RefSeq and is a predicted model, not a curated record. The coding region runs from base 1 to 1653 and encodes 550 amino acids. NCBI's taxonomy places the organism in Eukaryota, Fungi, Ascomycota, Eurotiomycetes, Chaetothyriales, Herpotrichiellaceae. The transcript has 3 exons.